This is a messenger RNA of Cyprinodon tularosa, 5857 nucleotides long. It is a transcript of the gene otoa, whose product is annotated as otoancorin. The transcript has 29 exons. The coding region runs from base 140 to 3598 and encodes 1152 amino acids. Gene Ontology annotation, biological process: cell-matrix adhesion. The record is from RefSeq and is a predicted model, not a curated record. Lineage: Eukaryota; Metazoa; Chordata; Actinopteri; Cyprinodontiformes; Cyprinodontidae. Gene Ontology annotation, cellular component: cell surface.
CCAACCACCCCCCUCCCACCCCCAAACAGAAAUGACACAGUAGCACACCUGCUUUGAAUAAGCCAGGGAUUGGUAGAAACUCAUCUGGCUCACAUCAGACGAGGGAAUUAGGCAGGACAGGAGCACGCAUUCUCACUCUAUGCAAAGGAUCUACACAGAAAGAGGUGGAAAAUCAAUGUCUCCAAAUGGAAGAAUGUGCUUUUUUGUCCUCAUUAUGGCCUGCACAGUCUUUGCUACUGUGUUUACAGCUGGGCCUGCAGAUGCGGCGUCUGCAGAUAAUAAUCCCUUCAUGGCUAAAAAAAUGAUGAUGAAAUGCUACAAUCAGGGAUACCCUUUGCCUAAGAUGACUCUGUUGAAAACCAUCUUCAAUAACAGUAACCCAUUAGAAGGAGGCCGAGCUGUUGACCAGUCCAACAACCUCCUGUCUACAUUUCUUCAAGUCCAGGAUUUGGUGACUGGGGUCACAAACAAAAACUCCCCGAAUGCACUCCCCAUGGAUGCUCCAGAGACCUGGGUGUGGAAUUGCAGUAACCUUCCAGCAGUAAUAAGGAUGAUAAAGAACUCUGUGGACCCAUCCUGCUGCUAUAUGAAAGCUUUCGUGGCCCCUAUGUCCUGGGCCAUGUUGAGAGCACAGCCUGAAAACUACUUCAAUUCCAGUGACUAUAAAACACUACUGUGGGCUGCCAAACCUGUGCUGGAAGACAUACCCUCAGCAAGAAUGAUGCUCCCCGCCAGGGUUGGCAAGGACAACAUGGGACCUAUGAUGAACAUGCUAACAGAAGUCUACACCGUCAUGACUGAGGAGCAGCGGGAUAAAGUGUUAAACUGGGCUAAAGAACAAGUCCUGCAGAACAACUUUAGCUGUACAAUGAGGCCAUCAUCUAGGCCAAGAUCAACAAUGUUGGAAAGCUGCAAACCGACUUUAGAGUGGCUGGACUCUGAGACGCUGACCAUGAUGGGGCCAUACCUCUCAAAUCUAAGGCCAGACGAUGUAGAUUCCUCUCCAAAAGAAACUCUGUGUGGAUUCUUCCUCUCAGGCCAGUUAAGGUCUAACAUGACAACCAAGAUGAACCCCAGCCUUGGCAGGAAGUUUCUUCAGAGAAUUAAGGAGUGCUCUAAUGUCUCAGAGCAAAUCGAUAAGCUUGGCCCUCUGGCUUGCUAUUACGAUGCUUCAAACUUGACUCCUAGCUCUAGCAAGAAGCUCCUCUCCCUGCUAGAUGACUGUGACCCUAACCCCACAAUAUUUGAGCUGAAGAAGCGUCUUGUGAACAGUGUGAUGACUGGUUCCAAUAAAUAUCAAGAGCUGCGUGACCUUGGCAGCAGCGUUACUCUGCUGUCACCCAAACAACUUUCAAAACUCACAACAGAAAAUCUCAAAAGUGUUCUUGAAAACUUGGAAACUGGUGUGAAAUGGUCCAGGAGCCAGCUGCGUGUUCUGGUUAAGAAUCAGCUGGGAGAGAAGAAGUGUGAUAAGCUUUCAGGUGAAAAGCUGAUGGAGCUUCAGUCAGUUGCAGCUGGUUUGCCAAGCUGCGUUUUAAAGAAUGUGAAGCCACAAGAUAUCCUGAGCAACACAGAAACCAUGAAGACCAUCUCAAAACAACUGAGAAAGGGGCAGCUGAAGACCACGCUGCAGGGGCUGAGUGAGAAUGUCCCUCCCUCCGAGCUGGUGCAGAAGUUGGAUGGCCCUUUACUUCGCAGUAUUUCUCUGAAGGCUCUAAAGAAAGCAAAUAUCAGCUCUUUAGAAGAAGUGGAAAAUAAAACCUGGAGUCUGCCACAGGCUGCCUAUUUGGCAAAGAAGAUGCAUGACCAAAAGCAGCUCCACUACAGGAGGCUGAAUUCUGUCUUCCAGGGCAUAACCUGCAACAUGAUUGAUCAAGUAAAUGACAGCUAUGUCCUGGAUAUGGCUCAGUCCAUAACAGAGACUCCACAGUGGCUUUCCAAAUUCCAGGCACAGUGUGCAGCAUGGAAGGUUUUUAAUACUUUGGAGAAGGAGAGGCCAGAUUAUUUCAAGAAUAUCACUGUGCUGGAGCUGGAAAGGAUUCCCACUGUGCUACUGAUUCAUCUGCUACCUUCAAAAAUAAAGGAAUUACCUCAGACUUUGUGCCCGGUCUUCCUCGGAAAGAUGGAAAUGGCCGACCUGACCUCCCUGCCUCCUCGUGCCCCAUCACGUCCUGCACUCACCGAGAGAGCUCUGCGUUGCCUGCUCAAUGGGAAGAAUAUCUCUGGGUUGACCAGUCCAGAUGUACCAAGGCUUGGCCCGCUCCUGUGCGAGAUGAAACCCUCCACACUUCGCCUUAUGGCCCCUGAAGUGUUGAAGUUCAGCCUCCAGGCCAUGGCUUCCUGCGAACACAUUCCUCAGCCUCACUGGACCGAUCUGAUCCAACUGGUCAACCAGGUGUUUGGGAGUCCCUCUGAUUGGCCAGCUGAGACCAUGGAAUCACUGGGUCCGCUUAUUCUGAUGGAUGACAAUGCCACCUCCUCUUUGCCUAAUAAACCUUGGAUGAAGGAUGUCCUUAUUUACCUGAAGCCACGCCUUACCCAAAUCUCAGAUGCACUGAGAAAGAAGAUCUUUGACCUCACCACCGACAUCACUGCAUCAAACGUAGCACGUAAAAGGCGAGCAGCUAUUGAAGAUCUCUCCAGCAACGGUACAGAACCUACAGUAGCAUUUGUUGAAGAGCUGGGCCUGGACAAUGUUUUCUGGACGGCAGCAAAUCUGGAACUGCUGUCAAACAGCACAUUCCUGGCUACUGUGGAAACGCUCGGGUCGGUCCCUGGUUACAGCUCCGACCAGCUGGACAGGCUCUAUAGAAAAGCAGUUGAGGUUUUUGGCCCAGUAGCAAACAUGACUGAAGAUGUUAUCGUUCAGCUGGGCUGUAUUACUCAAGGCUUCUCCAACUCUGAACUGGAAAAGCUUCCAUUUUCCCUGGACAGCCUGGAUGAAAUUGGCGCCUGUGGUUGGAGAGACUCACAGCAGUUAGCUUCCGUUUGGAAGGCUGUUGCUGAAUACAACAAUCUGACUGCAAAGCUGCUGGGAUCAGCAGAGAUGGUUCAGCUGAGCCGCUUCAUAUGUGGUCUGAGCUCCAAGGAAAUCAGUCAGCUCAGUGUGGCGGCCUUUAGUGAUGCAGUGGGCUCCCUGGAUGCUCCUCACUGUCCUGUCAAGGUAUUACAGGAGCUAAAAAAUGUUGCUAUAUCUGCAUUUGGAGAUCCCUGCAACUGGACCGAGGCUCAAGUUUCUGACCUGAACAACAUCAUUGCUGGUUUGAAUAAUACCGAAAUGGCUUCCCUGAGCCCCUCUGUCUUCCCCUUCAUCAGCAAGAGCAGCAUUUCCCAAAUUCCUCCUGAAAACUUUGCUGCUCUCUCCGUUGUUCAGAUGUUGGCUCUCGGUCCCGACAAUGCUGCCAUGGUGACCAGUGAACAGCGAGAAGUGCUAACAGAGGAACAAUUGAGUGUUCUUGAGAAGGUGCGCACCGGUGAGAGCGAGGAGGGGAAACAGUCUCAGUCGACAGAGUCCGGAGCUCCUAUGCUGAACCUGGAAGGAAUCUCCACCUUCAUGAAGCCUAUUCUGGUUCUCCUUUUUGGAUUCCUUCUGCUUUAAAGACGGGUCUGUUCCAUCCUGGUGCAGAAACAGGAGUCAUCCUCACGAAGCACUUUUUCACUAUUUAAUGUGUGUCGACUGUAGUUAAGUCUUGGAUUAUUUAUACUGUGUGAUUUUAGAGCUGGGUUUUAAAUGCUUCUCACAAAAUGACUUUGUAAACUGUUUAAUGGUUAUAACUGAGCUUCAAAUAUAUGUUUAUUGUAAGAGGUUAUUUUGUUAAAAUGAAUGCUCUGUCUGGAAUGGAUCUACAGGAAAACUCCAUAUUCAUGAAGUCUUUUCGGUUUCUUUCUAUUGCAUCAAAUUUAUCCUAACCAAAACCCUCUGCUCUCUGAUUCUUCUAGAUUGUUCUUGUUUAUAUUUAAGAUUAGUAUCUUUUGGCUUUGUGAAUUUAAUGGUGUGGUUAUAGUGGGUUUUAUCAGCUAAGCAGUGUAUUAGCUAUGAAGUAUGAAAUAUUUCAUCAAAUGUAUAUUCUUAAGAGUAUAUUUAUUAGAUUGGAAGGGAAUAUUUGAUGUAACUUGAUAUUUUGUUUAGGAAAUUGUACAUAAAGUAAAUAGUAAAAGGUAAAGGAUAACAUUCAAUAAAGGUCACUUGUUAACUCAAAAAAAUAGAACAAAAUUUAACUGAAGACAGUUUUUAUUUUUAAGCAAUAAUGUUUAAAUUAGAAAGUAUUUUAGUGAUGUAAAUACAAAAAUCACACUGAGGAGUAGGUUUGAAGCAGAGUAAAUAUCCCAAGAACAUAAACAGAAACCAGACUGAUUCACUAAAUUAUGGAAAACAAAAACUGAAAUCUGUUAAUGGUGGUCGUGGUUAUGGCAGUCAGACAAGAUGGCCAAGCCAAGGUUUCUAUUCAGAAAUCCUGUUUUAUGUGAUUUCACACACUGAUGACAUCCAUCAGUUGCUCAAGAAUUAUUUUAAUGUUUAACACAGAACUAAAGAACAGUCCUCAACAUGCUAUUGGCUAAGAAAAGGAUAAAAAGAAAAAAGUUACAUGUAUUCUUGGCUUCCAGUGCUGUAAAGCAAAAUUCAUAGAAGUAUUUACUUGAGUAUCAAAUGUUCGUUUAAUUUUUCAGCCAAUGAGAGGACAGUUAAUUUUACAGAAAGUACAUUCAAUUCAGGUUUUCAUAGAUACAGUAGAUCAGUCAAACUAUUUGUGGACCCUAACUGUUGUUAGAUAAAAAAAAAAAAAUUCAAUAUGAAAAUUUAAAAUAUAAAUUAGUUUUGAUCUUGUACGUCACAGUUCAUCUAUACAGUAGAUUUUCCAAACAUUUUUGUUUCUGUAGAUAUUUUCAUCUGUGAUUUGCCAGAGCAGAACUUAACUUUUCAUUCAAAAUUUUUGACCUUCAAAACCUUUUAACAAAACCAUAUUGACGUGCAGCCUCACUGCUAUUUUGGCCCCUCGAACCUCUGAUUUGAGUUUGAAAGAGGACAUUGACACAUUUCUGUGGAAAAAGAUUACAAAACUCUUUAAAAUAAUCUAGUGUAAUAUAAUCCAAUCUGAAUUGACAUGUAAACAUAUAUACAUUUGGAAAUAAAGGUUAAAUUCCAAAUAAAGUAAAAAAAAAAAAAAAAAGCCUUUUGUUACAGAAAAUAACCUCAGAAAAGUGUUGUUUCAUGAUUUAUGGGAUAUACAGCUAAUUAAACAGUUUAACAUUUUCUAUUUAAACAAGCAAAAGGUAACAAACGGUCAGAGAAAUAUAGAAGACAGACAUUUUGGAGUUUUGGAAUUGAAAAUAAGUAGAAACCUGCUUUAAUACUCCAUGAAAGAUAAACCAGUUAGAAAUAAAACACUUAGAACAGAAGUCAAACAGCUGCAGUGAUUGUUAAGUUACACAUUUUAGAGAAGGCCUGCUGAUUCAUCUACUUAAAAUUCAACUCCGUAUCAACAAACGUAUGAAACUGUUUCUAUGAUCACAGCAUGACUGAGUUGAUGCAACAGUUUUCUGCAGGCACAUAAUUCAUGUAAACACGGUCACAGCACUGAGCAGGCGGUUCUAUCGGAUCAGUAUCGCCACAAAACAGUGAAAGUAAGCAGCAGAUCCUGAGAAUCAGAGGGUUAAUUAAGGCUUUUCACAAACAGCAGUUAUAUAAACUUUAAAAGAACAAUCUUUGGUUGAUUUAGUGCAUAGUUGCAGCCCCCCCUCACAUGCAUGACAGAAUUAAAAAGGCACAGACAAAUCAGCCGUUUCUUUUCUGUUACCCAUUCUAGGUGGUCUUCCCUGCAUUCCUUGCGAUAAUAAAAGCCAUCCCAUGAGUUCUGAA